AUGAGCGUCGUUGCGGAGCCAAAAGCUUUCAAGGUACUCCAGAGACUGCUGGAUGUGGGCAUCUCCUUCAGGGCAGACCAGGAAGGGCUCACGGCGCUUCACUAUGCUGCGUUUGCAGGGUCAGAAGAAGCCGUUGGAUCUCUCUUAGCUGCACGAGCUUCAGUCGAUGCAUUGGCUCAGAAAGGCGUUUGUGGGGAGUACUUUCAGAGGUUUUCAACCGUUUUCAUCGUUUGUUCAUUGUUGGCACGAAGGCACUUGACAUGA
This is a messenger RNA of Durusdinium trenchii, 264 nucleotides long. The record is from the annotation of a GenBank genome assembly. NCBI's taxonomy places the organism in Eukaryota, Dinophyceae, Suessiales, Symbiodiniaceae.